GCCGGGACGAGCACGGGCGCGCGGGCUCGGCCGGGCGCCGUCUGCCUCCCUCCGUCGCUCACUCGCUCUCCCGCCCGCAGUUCGUCCGCGGCUGGGCCCAGCUCUUCCCAGCGCUCUCGGGAAACGAACAGCGGGUGGAGGACGCCAAGUUCCCGCGGCAGCGGCGGAUCGCGGCGGCUGCGCGGCAGCAGCUUCGACGGGACAGGGGCGCGCUCCGUGGCGGGGCGCUCGGUGGAGCGUGCGCGGCGGGGGGCGCCGGGGCCUUCAGCUCUCGGCCAUCCAGAACCCUAUGAGAGGCGUCCGCGAGGGGCUGGAGCUCCGAAGCCCGAGCGGCGCGCGGCGGAGGCGGAGGGCGGUGCUGCAGCUGCCAGGGCCCGAAAGCGACCGGCGGAAGGCGGCGGCGGCGGCGACGCGAACUUGAACUUGGCGUCGGGAGCGGACGCCCCGGACGCCCCACGCCGGGGCCGGGGCGUUGAGGGGCCUGGGCGGCAGCCUUGUCCCCCGAAUGGCCGCGGCGGCGGACCAGGCUCCCGCGCCGCGGCCCUAGGCGGCCUGUCGCCAUGGCCAAGUGGCUGAACAAGUACUUCAGCUUGGGCAACAGCAAGACCAAGAGUCCCCCGCAGCCGCCGAGGCCGGACUACCGCGAGCAGCGGCGCCGGGGCGAGAGGCCCUCGCAGCCCCCCCAGGCCGUGCCGCAGGCCUCCUCGGCGUCCUGCGGGCCGGCCUCCGCCUCCUGCUUCUCGGCCUCGUCGGGCUCCCUGCCCGACGACAGUGGCAGCACAAGUGACCUCAUCCGCGCAUACCGCGCGCAGAAGGAGCGCGACUUCGAGGACCCCUACAACGGGCCCGGCUCGUCGCUGCGCAAAUUGCGCGCCAUGUGCCGCCUGGACUACUGCGGCGGCGGGGAGCCCGGCGGGGGCCAGCGCGCCUUCUCUGCCUCGUCGGCGUCCGGCGCCGCGGGCUGCUGCUGCGCCUCCUCGGGAGCGGGCGCCGCCGCGUCCUCGUCCUCGUCGUCUGGCUCCCCACACCUCUACCGCAGCAGUAGCGAGCGGCGGCCCGCCACACCGGCCGAGGUGCGCUACAUCUCCCCAAAGCACCGACUCAUCAAAGUGGAGAGCGCGGCGACGGGCGGAGCCGGGGACCCCCCGGGAGGCGUCUGCUCCGGCGGCCGCACCUGGAGCCCGACAACCUGUGGGGGCAAAAAGCUGCUCAACAAGUGCGCGGCCUCUGGCGCGGAGGAGAGCGGAGCGGGCAAGAAGGACAAGGUGACCAUAGCUGAUGACUACUCAGAUCCCUUUGAUGCCAAGAAUGAUCUCAAGAGCAAACCAGGGAAGGGGGAGAGUGCCGGCUACAUGGAACCCUAUGAAGCCCAGAGGAUCAUGACAGAAUUCCAGAGGCAGGAGAGUGUCCGGUCCCAACACAAAGGCAUCCAGUUAUACGACACCCCUUAUGAGCCCGAAGGCCAGAGUGUGGACUCAGACUCAGAGAGCACCGUCAGCCCUCGGCUUCGGGAGAGCAAGCUGCCCCAGGAUGACGACAGGCCCGCUGAUGAGUAUGACCAGCCCUGGGAGUGGAACCGGGUCACCAUCCCUGCCCUGGCAGCCCAGUUCAAUGGCAACGAGAAGCGGCAGUCCUCCCCUUCACCUUCUCGAGACCGGCGGCGCCAGCUCCGUGCUCCUGGAGGAGGUUUCAAGCCCAUAAAACAUGGAAGCCCUGAGUUCUGUGGGAUUCUGGGAGAAAGAGUGGAUCCCACUGUCCCACUGGAGAAGCAAAUAUGGUAUCACGGGGCCAUCAGCAGAGGAGAUGCCGAGAACCUGCUGCGGCUCUGCAAGGAGUGUAGCUACCUUGUCCGGAACAGCCAGACCAGCAAACACGACUACUCCCUCUCCCUAAAGAGCAACCAGGGCUUUAUGCACAUGAAACUGGCCAAGACCAAAGAGAAGUACGUUCUGGGUCAGAACAGUCCCCCGUUUGACAGUGUCCCAGAAGUCAUCCACUACUAUACCACCAGGAAGCUACCCAUCAAAGGAGCCGAGCACUUGUCCCUCCUUUAUCCUGUAGCUGUGCGGACCCUGUGAAAGGACCAGCUUUACCCUGCUCUGCGAUGGAGCCCAAGACUUGGAGGAGCUGGCAAGGCGCAUGCCAGCUCCCUGGGUCACCAGCUGUGUCCAGUGCGUGUCCUGUGUAUGGUACUAGCACACCACUGCAUGUCUUAGAAUGCUGUUGCCACUUUCAAGACUGGAGAGGGCCUGGAUGAAGAGGGACUGCCAGCUGCCACACCACCAGCCCCCACCCAGCACCUUCUUGAGUUUCUGUGAAUUAAAAUAUUUGCAAUCCAAAGAGAUGCCUUCCAGGGUGAACAAAGGUGGAGCUGCUCCAGUGGUGGGCGGGGCCCUGGGCUGCAUCUCUUUGUUCUCCAGCUGUCUAGAACUCACCUGUGUAUUGGCAGAGUUUCCCCACUGGUACUGGGAGCAGAAGGCUGGCACCUAGAGCCCAGGAGGCCCUGGGAGCUGCCCCCUUGUGUGUGUCUCUAGGGGUGCCUCUGAGUGCUCACACACAAGAGCUCACUGUCACACAUCAGAGUAAACCCCCAUCUACUUUUAGAUGUACACUCAGUGUAAUCACUAGAUCUUCAAAGAAUCAUUGUGCAGUUGAAGAGGAUGCAAUUAUUUAUGAAUAGGGUGUGUAAAUAAAAUGGUCAUUUAAUAUA
This is a messenger RNA of Nannospalax galili (Upper Galilee mountains blind mole rat), 2710 nucleotides long. RefSeq names its product SH2 domain containing adaptor protein B (gene Shb). NCBI's taxonomy places the organism in Eukaryota, Metazoa, Chordata, Mammalia, Rodentia, Spalacidae. The transcript is spliced from 6 exons. The record is from RefSeq and is a predicted model, not a curated record. Bases 561 to 2078 code for a protein of 505 amino acids. Gene Ontology annotation, molecular function: phosphotyrosine residue binding.